Thrips palmi is the source of this 1441-nucleotide messenger RNA. RefSeq names its product transmembrane protein 231-like. The record is from RefSeq and is a predicted model, not a curated record. Bases 130 to 1029 code for a protein of 299 amino acids. NCBI's taxonomy places the organism in Eukaryota, Metazoa, Arthropoda, Insecta, Thysanoptera, Thripidae. The transcript is spliced from 2 exons. Gene Ontology annotation, biological process: cilium assembly; regulation of protein localization. Gene Ontology annotation, cellular component: ciliary membrane; ciliary transition zone.
AUAAGAGCGUUUCAUUUUUGACAAUCUUCUCUAACCGCGACAAAAGCAUUCGGCACGUCUCUACCUGGUCGGAAGUGGUCGAUUGGCGACAGCGGCAGCAGAACGGCGCUCGAAGAGGUUUGUUUAAAAAUGGCGGUGUAUGAGGUGUUUACUCAGCCAGUAUCUUAUCGGUACAAAACAACUCUUUGCUCGAAAGCAACUGUCGUAUUCGUCAUAUCAUCCUUGUUCGUGAUUAUUUUGCCACUUGUUGUGUCGUACAGAAGUAAUGGAUUCUGGCUGAAAAGUGACAUUUAUCAAGAACAGCCAGAUGUCAAAUUCACUCAUGAUUACCUUCUUGUACUUGAAACUAGCAUUCCCCAGAACCCGAUUCAGUGCCGUGCUCAGUUCAGCUUGAAUGACAAUUUCCAACGUCAUUGUCUCUUCAAGUCAUACGAAGAAGACACUAAUCGUGAUGGAAAAAUAGAUUUCAUAACAGUCAAUGUGAAGGUGCCAUUGCUGCGGAAUGAGUCUGUCUACUCAGUCAGGCUUAUCUUGGCUUUGGACUUUUAUAUCUCCAAUAUUUGCCAUCUCCGUAUGCAAUCUUUAGCAGCUGUUGAAUCGACAUGUGGUGUGCCUGGGGCAGGUUUGGAUGUUGCUGCUGAUUUGAGGUUCACUCAAAAGAAGCCUGUGGACUAUAGAACAGCGGAAGCUUUGUUCAGUUCCUCUCUUCUGGCUGAUAGCUCCAGUCUAAAAGAUUUAAUCUUAACUUAUUCUCAGCGUAACUACAGUACAACUUUGAUAAAUCAGUACAAUCUGUGGGCUUCAGGUCGGGACGAGGACGAGCCUUUCCCCAUUACCUUAAGAAUUGCCAUACCUGAAAGUUCAAUUGUGUACAGGCCUGGCUUUUGGCAGGUGGUGAAGUGGGCAUGGAUACAGUACCUGUCAGUUUUUAUAGUUUUUCUGCAUGUUAUGCAUAUUUUACAAGAGUAUAUUUUUAGUAACCAGCUUGUUCCUACUUUUAGAUCUGUACCAUGGAAAAAGAUCCAUUAGAUUGUGCAAGUGUUUGUGUUCAUUUCAAACUUAUUCAAAUAAUUUGUGAAGCUUGAUAAUAGUUGGAAAGAGAAUGCAAUGCUUAUUAAGCAAAUAUAUUUAUUACUAAGUUAAUAGGUAACUUAAAGUAUUACAAUUCAUUUAUAAAUUUCAGAAACUCAUUGGAGAGGCUGUCGUAUCUUCUCUAUUACAAAUCUGUACUUGGUACAAACAUGUAAAAAAGUUACACUCCUCCGUAUUUUUAUGAUGCAGGAGCUUGUUGUUUUGGUCUAGUCAAAGGCGCCAGACUAAGUCUAGAUUGCACUAUUCCCAUAUUUUCUGUUCUGUGAGUUACAGCAAAAGUUAAAGAAAACAUUUUUUUUUUGUUACCUUGCUAUGAAUCACUAUUUAACACAUACACAAAAGAAAGCUA